AUGGCAGCGGUGUUUGAUGAAAUUCCGGUUAAGAAUACCGUGUGCGCAAACGCACUUUUGUCGGGUUAUGCUGAAGCUAAGAUGUGUAUUGAUGGACUUGAACUUGUUCGGAAGAUGCAUGGAAUUAAUUUGAAGUAUGAUAAUUUCACGUUAUCAGCAGCUUUACAUGCAUGUGCUGGGCUAUCUGCAAUAGAAUUUGGUAGGCAGGUACAUGCAAAUGUAAUUCGUACAGUUCCUGAUUUGGGAUCUGAUAUGUUUCUGCAGAGUUUGUUAAUUGAAAUGUAUGGAAAGUGUGGACUGGUAGAGAAGGCUAGGCAAGUUUUUAGUAUGUCAGGAUUUGAACCAAAUGAUACAAAGAGGGAUGUAGUUUUAUGGAGUUCAAUGCUUGGUGUAUAUGGAAGAAAUGGGAGCUAUAUAGAAGUGAUUGGAUUAUUCAGAGAGAUGCUGAUGGAGCGGAUUAGACCAGAUGGGGUGGCUUUUGUGACCGUCAUCUCGGCCUGUGGUCACACAGGCCAACUGAAUCUUGGGAUUCAGUACUUUGAAUCCAUGGCUCGUGAUUUUGAAUUAUACCCCACCCCAGAGCAUUAUAGUUGCCUGGUUGAUUUGCUUUGUAGAGCAGGUGAAUUGGACAAGGCAUGGAAACUGAUGAAUGAGAUGCCAUAUACAGAGAAUGGCGGUUGCACAAUUGCCAUGUGGGGCACCUUGCUUAGUGCUUGCAAUGAGUGUGGAAAUGUUGACCUGGGCAAAUUGGCCGCCAGAAGAGCAUUGGAAUUGGAUCCUCAGAAUGCUGGGAUUUGUGUUUUACUGUCAAAUAUGUAUGCAAGGUUUGGUAUGUGGAAUGAGAUUGGGCAAUUGAGGGAAUUGAUGAAAGAAAGAGAGCUACAGAAAGAUGUUGGAUGUAGUUGGAUAGAAGUCACAAGUUGA
This is a messenger RNA of Ilex paraguariensis (yerba mate), 924 nucleotides long. NCBI's taxonomy places the organism in Eukaryota, Viridiplantae, Streptophyta, Magnoliopsida, Aquifoliales, Aquifoliaceae. The record is from the annotation of a GenBank genome assembly.